AUGGCAGCCAAUCUCGAAGAGCAUCAUCUACCCAACAGACUCGAUGGAAAAAACCAUGAAUCAUCGGAGAUGUCCAAGGACAUAGAGACCGAGCUGGGCGUGGAAAGAAAAAAGGAUGCUAUAUCUAUCCCUGGUACCAGGUUGGAACCUAUAACACUGGAGCUGAGAAUUACGUCAAUAUUCUCACACUAUCCUCAAAAACGUCCAUGGGGCUUCUUCCCUGACAUGACCGCCUUGGGCUUACAGGAUUGGUAUCAGGGCCGCCACGACGCUUGGCUGAUUCUUCUCAUACCGCCUUGCUACACCCUCACCCUCGCACCGCUCCUCGGUAUGAGACAGUGGUGUCAGUUUCGUUACGUCUAUGGGAAGUACUUUAACCAGGUUAUCUCAUUCGUUGGCCUGUUGGGCACUGCCAUCUUUGGGAUAGUCGCCUCUGUCACAGGAGGUCAGACACUCGCCUCGGUCAAUCCAGGCACACUCUCCAUCGAAGGAGGCAUCGCCAUUAUUCUUCUCAUCGCCUGCUUCAUCGGUUUUAUGGGCUACAGAGCGUCUCGCUUCCGUCUUGCCUUUUACUUCCUUUCCGGAUUUGGUGUCAUAUUCUCACUGCUUAUGAUACUUGGUGCUGCCUUGGGAGGCGCUGCCCUCAUGAUACCUACCUGGGCCACAGCCCUUGAGCGAGGCGGAACUGGUGCCGUUGUUGGUGAGAUCCUGAUCUCACGACUAGGUAGAUUUGGGAGAUUCGUUUUGACUAUCCUCGCCCUCACCAUGGUCAUCGCUUCAGCAAGAGAUAUAUACAGUAUCUCCCUGGCCGCGCAAGCUGUGGUUCCAUAUCUCGAAAGGGUUCACAGGGCCAUCUUGGCACUAAUCACAACGGGUGUGCUCAUCGGCGUGGCAAUCCCCGCUUCAAAGUCAUUCAUAUCAUCACUCUCGGCACUGGUCUCGAUCCCAUCCUACACAUCUGGAAUCACGGUAACCACCUCUCUUAUUGGGUGGUCAUGGUUCCGAAGAGCAAACCCCGUUAGCAUGGACCCUGCCGUCUGGGAUGAUGGCAAAGCUCUCCCAUCAGGAAUUCCAGCCAUAGCUACUUUUGUCAUUGGUUGGGGUCCAAUUGUUUGUGGCAUGGAUACAGUAUGGCUUAGAGGUCCUUCGGCUGAGAUUGUCGGAGAUCUGGGGUAG
This is a messenger RNA of Fusarium oxysporum Fo47, 1176 nucleotides long. RefSeq lists its product as uncharacterized. Lineage: Eukaryota; Fungi; Ascomycota; Sordariomycetes; Hypocreales; Nectriaceae. The transcript is spliced from 6 exons. Gene Ontology annotation, biological process: transmembrane transport. Bases 1 to 1176 code for a protein of 391 amino acids. The record is from RefSeq and is a predicted model, not a curated record. Gene Ontology annotation, cellular component: plasma membrane. Gene Ontology annotation, molecular function: transmembrane transporter activity.